UGGAUUAGACAUGACAACCCUCCUCCCAUUUCUCUCUCUCUCUCUGCUGCCUCACUGCGUCCAAGCUCACUCUCUCUCUCUCUCACUCACUCCCUCACUUCACUCGCUCGCUCGAACGUACGUGACGUCGCUUCCUCUCUCCAACAUGGCGCAGGAGGCAGGUCGUUAAUGGAAAUCUGAGGGAUUUACCCCACCUUCCGUGUUUUAUUUAUGUUUGUCUGUUCGGGGCUGCGCGGCUGACAUUUGCCGAGGGAAUACAUCUGUGUUCGAGGCGGCUGCAGCCCUCUCACCUUCCCCCUCACCCCCUUCCUCACCCUCGGGACCAGGCUCUCACACACAUACACAUCCAUACACACACAAACACACGCACACACACCUCGCCCCAAAUUCCGGUGCGACAUGUUUGAGGGCAAAAAGACGAAAAACAUGUUCCUGACACGAGCUUUGGAAAAGAUCUUGGCCGACAAGGAGGUGAAGAAGGCGCAUCACUCGCAGCUGCGCAAAGCCUGUGAGGUCGCUCUGGAGGAAAUCAAAGAGGAGUCAGAGAAAUUAAGUCCACCCAGUGGAGACGGCAAAUCUGGUUCCAGCACUUUACCGCCUAUCAAAUCAAAGACCAACUUCGUUGAAGCAGACAAGUACUUCUUGCCGUUUGAGCUAGCAUGUCAGUCCAAAUGUCCUCGCAUCGUCAUCACCUCACUCGACUGUUUACAGAAACUAAUAGCAUAUGGCCACCUGACGGGCAGCGCCCCGGACAGCACAGCCCCGGGUAAGAAGCUCAUCGACAGGAUCAUCGAGACCAUCUGUGCUUGUUUCCAAGGGCCGCAGACAGACGAGGGCGUUCAGCUACAGAUUAUUAAGGCUCUGUUGACUGCAGUGACCUCUCAGCACAUAGAAAUCCACGAGGGCACUGUCCUGCAGGCCGUCCGCACAUGUUACAACAUCUACCUGGCCAGCAAGAACCUCAUCAACCAGACUACAGCAAAGGCCACGCUAACACAGAUGCUCAACGUCAUCUUUGCACGCAUGGAGAAUCAAGCACUGCAGGAGGCAAAACAGCUGGAGAGAGAGCGACACCGGCAGCACUCACCAAUCACCCAGCACACUGAGCCCAACUCCCCUCAGCUCCAGACUCACAUCCACCCACAGGCCAAAGGUACAGGCCAAGAGGCCAACGGCCCCGUGACCCCGUCCACGCCCAGCAUUAAUAUCCCAUCAACGCCGUCUACUCCCUCAACACCGGCCCAAGACUUCAGCACCAGGUCUGUGUCUGAGGAGCAGGAGGAGCAGGGAGAGCAGGGCCCGGUCUUUGAGAGCCCUGAUCCGGAGAAUGGUUCUGAUUUCUGUGUGGCUGAAAAUGAACAGACUGAAGCGGAUCAAGCUACUGCAGCAGCGCAAAAUGCAGCAGCUCAGCAGCAUCAGCAGGCUGGAGGAGAGGAGGAAGAGGAGGAGGAGAGCCCCAACUAUGAGGAAAAAGCACAGGAAAUAGUGCAGAAUAUUCUGCAGGAGGUGGUCAAUACUGUGGCUGGAGGUCACUGUCUGGACCCUGCAAGUCUCUGCUCUGAUGCCAAGGAAUCUGGUGGUGAAGGUGAGCCAGCAGAAUCAGAGACGACUGAAGCGGUGACCGAGGGCACGCAGAACUCCCUGGACGAUGAAGGCACUCUGGGUAGUGACAGUGAGCACGUCCAUGCCAACGGUAUCCCGGGCACGCCUAUUUCUGCCAGCUUCACGCCCUCGUUGCCUGAUGACAGACUGUCUGUCUCGUCCAAUGACACUCAGGAAUCAGGAGCAGCACCAGGUCAACUACCAGGUGCUAAAUUCUCCCACAUCCUCCAGAAAGAUGCCUUCCUGGUCUUUCGCUCCCUCUGCAAGCUGUCAAUGAAGCCACUGUCGGACGGACCACCCGAUCCCAAGUCCCACGAGCUGCGGUCAAAGGUCCUGUCCCUGCAGCUGCUGCUGUCCAUCCUGCAGAACGCUGGGCCCAUCUUCAAGACCAACGAGAUGUUCAUCAACGCCAUCAAGCAGUACCUGUGCGUUGCGCUGUCCAAAAACGGCGUCUCUUCGGUGCCUGAGGUCUUCGAACUCUCCCUGUCCAUUUUCCUCACACUUCUGUCCCACUUCAAGACCCACCUCAAGAUGCAAAUUGAGGUCUUCUUCAAGGAGAUUUUCCUGUACAUUCUUGAAACGUCCACCAGCUCCUAUGACCACAAGUGGAUGGUCAUACAAACCCUCACCAGAAUAUGUGCAGACGCCCAGAGUGUUGUGGACAUUUAUGUGAACUACGACUGUGACUUGAAUGCUGCUAACAUAUUUGAGCGCCUGGUCAACGACCUCUCCAAAAUUGCACAGGGGCGCGGAGGCCACGAGCUCGGCACUACACCACUACAGGAGCUGACGCUGAGAAAGAAAGGCCUUGAAUGUCUGGUGUCCAUCCUGAAGUGUAUGGUGGAGUGGAGUAAAGACCAGUACGUCAACCCCAACUCCCAGACCAGCCUAGGCCAGGAGAAACCACCAGAGCAGGAGAGCACAGAGACCAAAGCUCCCGAGACCAUAAACCGCUAUGGCAGCAUCAACUCUCUGGACUCCACAGCCUCGUCCGGCAUCGGUAGUUACAGCACACAGAUGUCAGGUACCGACAACCCGGAGCAGUUUGAGGUCCUCAAACAGCAGAAGGAGAUCAUUGAGCAAGGCAUUGACCUGUUUAAUAAGAAACCAAAGAGAGGCAUCCAGUACCUACAAGAGCAAGGCAUGCUGGGAACAACCCCUGAGGACCUUGCUCAGUUUCUGCACCAAGAAGAAAGACUGGAUUCAACCCAAGUGGGAGAGUUCCUCGGGGAUAAUGAUCGUUUCAAUAAAGAGGUUAUGUACGCCUACGUGGAUCAAAUGGACUUCCAUGGCAAAGAUUUUGUCUCAGCUCUCAGAAUAUUCCUGGAGGGCUUCAGGCUCCCCGGAGAGGCCCAGAAGAUUGACCGGCUCAUGGAGAAAUUCGCAGCAAGAUAUCUGGAGUGCAAUCAGGGGCAAACCCUGUUCGCCAGUGCUGACACUGCGUACGUCCUGGCCUACUCCAUCAUCAUGUUGACAACAGACCUCCACAGUCCACAGGUGAAGAAUAAAAUGACUAAAGAGCAAUACAUCAAGAUGAACCGAGGCAUCAACGACAGCAAAGACCUGCCGGAGGAAAACCUCUCCGCCAUCUACGAUGAGAUCGCAGGGAAAAAGAUCGCCAUGAAGGAGACGAAGGAGCUCACCAUGAAGUCCAACAAGCAGAAUGUGGCCAGUGAGAAGCAGAGGCGUCUCCUCUACAACGUAGAGAUGGAGCAGAUGGCCAAGACGGCCAAAGCGCUGAUGGAGGCCGUCAGCCACGUCCAGGCUCCCUUCACCAGCGCUACACAUCUGGAGCACGUCAGGCCCAUGUUUAAGCUGGCAUGGACACCCUUCUUGGCUGCGUUCAGUGUGGGUCUCCAGGACUGUGAUGACACUGAUGUGGCCUCUCUCUGUCUUGAAGGCAUCCGGUGUGCCAUCAGGAUAGCCUGCAUCUUCACCAUACAGCUGGAGAGAGACGCAUACGUCCAGGCCCUGGCACGUUUCACUCUGCUGACAGCCAGCUCUGGCAUCGCAGAAAUGAAGCAGAAGAACAUCGACACCAUCAAAACCCUCAUCACUGUGGCUCACACUGAUGGCAACUACCUGGGCAACUCCUGGCACGAGAUCAUGAAGUGCAUCAGUCAGUUGGAGUUGGCUCAGCUCAUCGGUACUGGUGUGAAACCACGCUACAUCUCAGGGACGGUACGGGGUAAAGAGGGCUUUGUGGCUAGCACCAAAGAGCAGGGCAGCGACGAGUACCUGGGUUUAGUCGGAGGAACGGUGGACCGUAAGCAGAUUGCCAGCAUUCAGGAAUCCAUUGGCGAGACCAGCUCUCAGAGUGUGGUGGUGGCUGUGGACAGGAUAUUCACUGGUUCUACCAGACUGGAUGGUAAUGCAAUAGUUGAUUUCGUGCGAUGGCUUUGUGCCGUGUCCAUGGAUGAGCUGGCCUCGCCCACACACCCACGUAUGUUCAGCCUGCAGAAAAUAGUGGAGAUCUCCUACUACAACAUGGGCCGCAUCAGGCUGCAGUGGUCCAGGAUCUGGGAGGUCAUCGGAGACCAUUUCAACAAGGUUGGCUGUAAUUCAAAUGAAGAUGUGGCGAUUUUCGCGGUGGACUCUCUCAGACAGCUGUCUAUGAAAUUCCUGGAGAAGGGGGAGUUGGCUAAUUUCAGAUUCCAGAAAGAUUUCCUGAGGCCUUUUGAACACAUCAUGAAGAAGAACAGGUCCCCCACCAUCAGAGACAUGGUCGUACGCUGCAUCGCUCAGAUGGUCAACUCCCAGGCGGCAAACAUCCGCUCAGGCUGGAAGAACAUCUUCUCCGUCUUCCACUUGGCUGCUUCAGAUCAGGACGAGAGCAUCGUGGAGCUGGCCUUUCAGACCACAGGUCACAUCGUCACGAAUGUAUUUGAAAAGCACUUUGCAGCCACCAUCGACUCCUUCCAAGACGCCGUUAAGUGUCUGUCCGAGUUCGCCUGUAACGCCUCCUUCCCAGACACCAGCAUGGAAGCCAUCCGCCUCAUCAGACACUGCGCUAAAUACGUCUCAGACAGGCCGCAGGCGUUCAAAGACUACACCAGUGAUGACAUCAACGUGGCUCCUGAGGACCGCGUGUGGGUGAGAGGAUGGUUCCCCAUUCUCUUUGAGCUCUCCUGCAUCAUCAACAGGUGUAAGCUGGACGUCAGGACUAGGGGUCUAACAGUGAUGUUUGAAGUGAUGAAAACCUACGGCCACACCUUUGAGAAGCACUGGUGGCAGGAUUUGUUCAGAAUCGUCUUCAGGAUCUUCGACAACAUGAAGCUGCCCGAGCAACAGACUGAAAAAGCAGAGUGGAUGACCACCACCUGUAACCAUGCACUUUAUGCCAUCUGUGACGUCUUCACCCAGUACUUUGAGUCUCUCUGUGAUGUUCUGCUGGACGAUAUUCUGGCUCAGCUCUACUGGUGUGUGCAGCAAGAUAACGAGCAGCUUGCCCGCUCUGGCACCAACUGUCUGGAGAACGUGGUCAUCCUGAACGGAGAGAAGUUCUCACCCGAGACCUGGGACAAGAUUUGUAACUGCAUGCUGGACAUCUUCAAGACCACCAUCCCACACACGUUGUUAACAUGGAGACCAGAAGGAGAACAUAUGACACAGAGUCUCUCAGACAAACAGCUGGACACCAUCUCCCAGAAGUCUGUGGACAUCCAGUCCCGCUCUGAAGACCAACAGUCCAUCAGCAGUGCAGACAGAGUGAGCGUGGAGAACCGUCGACAGAGUCAGUACAGCACAGCCUCGGGCAUGUUCGAGGACAAGAGUAGGACACCAACAAAGGUCCUGGAGCAGCGUUUAUUCUCAGCUCUGCUGAUCAAGUGUGUGGUUCAGCUGGAGCUCAUCCAGACCAUCGACAACGUUGUGUUUUUUCCUGCCACCAGUAAGAAGGAGGACGCUGAGAACUUUGCAGCCGCUCAGAGAGAUGCACACACAGCAGUGGUCCCGGUGGAGACCCAGGACCAGGGCAUGUAUCGGUACUUGACGUCUGAGCAGCUUCUGAAGAUGCUGGACUGCCUGCUGGAGUCUCACCACUUCGCCAAAGCCUUUAACUCCAACAACGAGCAGAGGACUCUCCUGUGGAAAGCAGGAUUUAAGGGAAAAUCAAAGCCAAACCUGUUGAAGCAGGAGACCAGCAGUCUGGCCUGUGGCCUGCGCAUCCUCUUCCGCAUGUACACGGACGAAAGUCGACAAGACGCCUGGGCAGAGGUGCAGAGGCGACUUCUCAAUGUGUGCAGUGAGGCCGUAGCCUACUUCUUGACCCUGACCUCAGAGAGUCACAGAGAGGCCUGGACUAACCUGCUGCUGCUCUUCCUCACCAAGGUGCUAAAGAUCAGCGAUGAGAGGUUCAAGGCCCAUGCGUCCAGGUACUACCCCCUGCUGUGUGAGAUCAUGCAGUUCGACCUCAUCCCUGAGCUGCGCUCCGUCCUCAGAAAGUUCUACCUGAGGAUCGGCCUGGUCUUCAACAUCGCACAGCUGCCCGAGCCCAGACCAGAGCCCAUACAACCUCAGUCAGGAGAGACGGAGACGACAGAGGUGGCGGAGGAGGCCGGGGAGGAGGCCCAAUGAUGCUCCAGCUCCUAUCAAACACAUUUUACCUGUUUCACACCCAUAAUCCUCUUCUCCACCCGUACACAGGGAACUCAGAUGGAGUUCUUCAUAUCAUAAUAACAAAAUGUAACACUUUAUACAAGGUGUAGCGACGCCUCCUGUGGAUAAAACUACUGAAAAACAACUGACAGUCUGUCACGUCUCUGAUUUGCUCAGACGGAACAUAUUUCAAAGUAAAAUACAACGUGUGCUUCUUACUGUAUAUUUAAUACUUACAGAAUGAAAUGUUUCAAUAAUAGGCAAAAGGACAAAUCCAGAGUCAUGAUCACUUUUUGUCUGCACCUCAUUCGGCUAACACUAGUACCGAUUAGCCUCCUGGAUGAUACUAGUUGUACAGAUCUGCCACUCUGUAAAAUAAACUCACACUAAAUUUCUUUUAUUUUGUUUUUUUCUUCCUUCCUCUGAUGGAUUUGCUGCACUUGAUCUCUCUUUUUUUAAUGCACUGGAGAUUUGACCUUUUUUUUUGUGAUAAUUUAUUUGACUUUACCAUCUCCUGAUGAUUGUUCCCACACAGUACGAUUGAUUUGUGUUUGAGGAAAGAAAGAUAAACCGCUGGAAUGUUGAAGGGUUUAAAUUAUUCUAUUUUAUACUUGUUAAGUUUGUAAUGGACGUUAGAAGAAAACUGGAAGAAGAAGAAAAGAAAAAAAGAAUGAGUGAUGUUAGCUGCUUUUAAGUCACUUAGUCUGUUUUCACGUUUUUGGACUUUAGUUUUCAUUCUUGUGUACAAAAUCAAAGGUUAAUAAUAAUAAUAAUAUAUUUCAUGUUUUUUUUUUUUGUUGGUUUUUUUUUGUUUUUUUGUUUUGGGGAAGGUUUAAUGUAUAGAGAGAAUGACAGAUGUUAGCUGUGCUUUAAGUAUGAAUGGGGAUGUGUUCCUGCUCAUGGAUGUAGAAAACAUAAUGUAUAUGAUACAGCAAUGUAAAGUUUUCUAUGUUGCAAAAAAAGCGAAAAGAUAAUGUACAAGUUUCUGUACAAAACAUCAUCUGGCAUCUUAAUCAGGUUCUAGGUCAAUAAAGUUUUUGAACUUGGUUGAUUUGAAAUGAUAAAAAACACGAGUCCUUUUUAUUUCUAUUAUUUUUCCACAUUUGUAAACAAACAUGAUGACCUCAGGAUAGCAUUACAUCAUUUCAUAUAACACAUUCUAAUGGUUCCGUCAUUGGUCAGUCCAGUCAUCACCGAGUUGCUAAAAAACAUGAAUUGCCAUUUGGGGAGUAGGAAAGAUGUUUUACUGUGAAAAUGACCGGAUUCUCGCCCAAUUACAACUUAUUUGGAUAUGUACGUAAGGACGUUGUCAAAAUAAAGGUCCUAGGAGAGAAGGAGAGGGAAGUUGUCUUCUGCCUUUCAAAAUAAACGUCGCCUUUACAGACCUACAGUACUUAAACCCGUCGGCACAGGUGAUUAUGACUUUAUAUAACAUGUUGUGUUAACCGUUGCGGUGCUUGAUACUUUAAUGAACUUUAUGUUUGACGUAAAUAUCCUUCGUAUAUUUUUAUUUUGUCGAGGUUUUGCGCCACAAAUAGACGACAGAUCCGGGAGAAUAUUGUCCUAAAUGAAACCGGUCCGUGCAGCAACAAAGGUUGGGGUCUCUUCGGUAGUACAGCCGUUACUAUUAAAUCGGUUUGAAUUCAAGUUUUAAAUUUUGUUUAAUCAGUUUAUUGGAAGUGCUCAAAUUCACCUGAUGUUUCAAACGUGUUGGGUUAUUGGCAAUAAGACAUGUUUUUAACUAACAGAAUAUUGGGCUAAAAUGUAGCAAGCAGAAUUAAAAGCUACACAAACUGCCCUGCUUAAUUGUUAAUUAGCUAUAAUUGGCCAAAAGUUAACUGACAUCCGUCCAAGAAAAAACAAAUCAGUAGAAAACCUAAAAAUAAUUACAAGUUGACUGAGGAAAAUUAAUAAAACUGUCCUGAAAAUGACAUAAGGUGCUGUAAAUUGAAUUGAAUGGGUCAUAAAUAAUAAUAAAACAAUCAAUUUUACUUAAUUCUAAAUGUCUCACUACAUCAUACAAAAAUUGGACUCGACUUGAAUGAAUAAUUUAAGUUUUCAGUCCAGAUGCAGUUUCUUGGAAAGUUAUGUGACAUUAUGUGUGAGCCACCGUGGACGUUCCUCUCUGCUGAGUGGUCUCUCUCUACACACAGACCGUUUCACAGCAGACGAUGUUCCAGGCCGUAACCAGGCUUCAGUAGCGAUGGUGUCCACAGAGCUGUGUCUCUCCAGAGCAGAGGACAGAGACAGAGAAUCGUCUUCUUCAGCAGCAGGAGCAGUCAGCAUCUCUUUGGAGAGAAAACAACAACGUCACAGCACACCCACACAUUGUGUGUGUCUGUGUGUGUUCACACUCACCCAUGAAUGUGGUCUCUGAAGGCAGCACUGAGCCUCUGUGGACCAGAUCCUCAGCUUUCCUCUUCUGACAGAAGACACAAACACAAGGGACAAGUUGUUACUGUGACAGAGAAAGUACAGACGACUCCUCCGCUCACCCCUCCCAUACCAGGACCCUCCGCAGGGCAGAGAGCUGCCUGAUCACUUCAUGGUUACCAUCUAAAGAAAACAGAUUGAGGAGGUCUAACAGACUCUUUGGG
Messenger RNA from Cynoglossus semilaevis (tongue sole), 8795 nucleotides. It is a transcript of the gene arfgef1, whose product is annotated as ADP-ribosylation factor guanine nucleotide-exchange factor 1 (brefeldin A-inhibited). The transcript is spliced from 42 exons. The record is from RefSeq and is a predicted model, not a curated record. Lineage: Eukaryota; Metazoa; Chordata; Actinopteri; Pleuronectiformes; Cynoglossidae. Gene Ontology annotation, molecular function: guanyl-nucleotide exchange factor activity. Gene Ontology annotation, biological process: regulation of ARF protein signal transduction. Bases 400 to 6177 code for a protein of 1925 amino acids.